Messenger RNA from Ochlerotatus camptorhynchus, 5540 nucleotides. It is a transcript of the gene Pxn, whose product is annotated as Peroxidasin. Bases 1 to 4515 code for a protein of 1504 amino acids. The record is from RefSeq and is a predicted model, not a curated record. Gene Ontology annotation, molecular function: heme binding; peroxidase activity; protein binding. Lineage: Eukaryota; Metazoa; Arthropoda; Insecta; Diptera; Culicidae. The transcript has 11 exons. Gene Ontology annotation, biological process: response to oxidative stress.
AUGGUCGCCGGUAGUAGCCAGAUGGCACUCGGACAACGGCCGAGUAUACUGCCGGAUGAAGGCGACGAUCUCCGUUACAACCGAAUCCACGAGAUACCAUCUGAUGCGUUCGACAACCUCGUCCACCUACACACGAUUUUCCUCAACGAGAAUCAAAUCGAGCGGAUCCAACCGGGAGCAUUCCGGAGCUUGCCAUCGCUCAAGUAUCUCUACCUGAACAAAAACCGCAUCGCAACCAUGGCACCGAAUGCGUUCGAGGCACUCGACCGACUACAGAGCUUAUAUUUACAUUUCAACAAUAUUACUACGUUCGAGCGGCAAUCCUUCUCCGACAUGCCAGCCCUGGAGCGAUUGUUCCUGUACGGCAACCAAAUUAGACGGAUUCCCGAGGGAGCUUUCGGCGGACUGCCAUCGUUGAAGCGCUUCCGGCUCGACGACAAUCCACUGGAAUGCGAUUGCUCGUUGCUGUGGUUUAGCAAGUGGCUCCGAAGCCUGGGUCACACCGCUCAGGCCACCGGCGGUUGUGCCGUGCCGGAGUCGCUCGUCGGGAAAAACGUGGCCGAUUUGACCGAUGACGAUUUCCACUGCAGCAAACCGGAGAUUGUGACCGAGCCGAAAGACAUCGAGAUAAGCUACGGGCAGACGGCCGUGUUCAGCUGCAAAGCCAUCGGCGACCCCCGGCCGGAAAUUGUGUGGAUGCUGGAUGCGAACGAAAUCCACUCGGACGAUACGCGGAUCAACGUGCUCCCGGAUGGGUCCCUGCGGAUCGAUGAGGUCACCGCCAACGAUGCCGGCCAGUACGAGUGCAUGGCCAAGAACAACAUGGGCGAGGUGCAGUCCCGUCAGGCACGGAUGAUUGUCAAUAACGAGGUCAUCGAAACCGAGGCGGAGGCACCGAAAUUCAUACAGACACCACCGGCCGAGCUGGACCUGCUCGAGGGUCUUCCGCUGGUGCUGCAUUGUGUCGUUUCGGGGGCGCCCACGCCGAGCAUUCUGUGGAAAUUUAAUAAUCAAAACAUUCAGAACGGCCGCAUCAAGCUCUUCGGAAAUGGGUCACUGAUUUUGCCGGCAGCCUCGCUGGAUGACGGCGGAGUGUACAGCUGCUACGCCGGAAAUGCGAUCGGAAACGUGUCCGUCAAUGCCACCGUACAUGUCAAUGAAAUGCCACCCACGACAACGAUGGCAACAAUGGCACCAGCAUCGGAUCAUGCCAUGUCAUCCCUUUCAUCGUCGUCCUUCCAUGGUGAUGAUGAUGCAAUUACGCCUACCAUGACCACAGGGGCAUCCGCAACCUCGACAACCUCCUCCAGCAAAGCUGAGCCACGCUUCACACUGACACCGGAAAGUGUAACGACCAAAACCGGCGCCCGAGUAACGCUCGAGUGUGAAGCGGACGGAAACCCACUGCCUCACAUCUGGUGGAAGCGCAACGGGCAGCCUCUGAGCGAGACGAACCGGAUCUACCUCAGCGACGACGAUAUCGAGCUCACCAUCGAACACGUCAAGGAGUCCGAUUCGGGAAGCUACAUUUGCGUGGCGGAAAACGAGCUGGGAAGCAUCGAGUCGGCCGCCGAAGUGGCCGUGAUAAAUGACGUUGGCCCGCCGAGAUUCCUGUUCGAGCCGUACGAUCUGGAUGCCAUCGAGGGAACGACCAUCGAACUGCCCUGCAAGGCCGAAGACGACGAUAUCAUGCAGAUCAAAUGGCGCAAGGAUGGCCGCACGAUUACCCAGACGGAGAAGUUUCGCCUCUCGGCGGCGGGCAGUCUGUUCAUCUCCAAUCUCACCGAGGCGGACCAGGGCCGGUAUGAGUGCUCCCUGCUCAACCAGUACGGACGGGUGACGGCCAGUGGACUGCUGACGGUCAAGAAGAAACUGGAACUGCUCCCCGGCGACCAAUUCGUCCGGAUUGCCAUCGCCGAAGCGUCCCGCGAAGUGGACCUCGCCAUCAACCAAACGAUUGCAAAGCUCUUCUCGGUCGGUGCCAACAAGACGCAGCAGCAUCACGGUGACCUGUUCCGAAUCAUCCGCUUCCCAACGGGACCGGCUCGAGAACUGGCCCGAGCAGCCGAAGUCUACGAACGCGCACUGGUCAACAUCCGCAAGCAUGUCACCACCGGACGGAAUCUGUCUACCAACACAACCGAUUUCAACUACAACGAUCUGCUGUCACCGGACUAUUUGGACCUGCUCGCUCAGCUGAGCGGUUGUAUGGCGCACCGUGUGACUCCUAACUGCACGGAUCUCUGCUUCCACGCCAAGUUCCGUACGCUGGACGGUUCGUGCAACAACUACAAGAACCCAACGUGGGGAUCGUCGCUUACCGGGUUCCGACGGCUGCUGCCACCAAUUUACGAAAAUGGAUUCAACAUGCCGAUCGGAUGGAACAAAACCCGUCUGUACCAAGGAUUCUCUAAACCAAGUGCUCGUUUGGUUUCAACCAGUAUGAUUGCGACGGAGGUUAUCACUCCGGACGAGCGGAUCACACACAUGGUGAUGCAGUGGGGACAGUUUUUGGAUCACGAUCUGGACCAUGCAAUCCCGUCUGUCAGUUCGGAAAGUUGGGAUGGGGUUGACUGUAAGAAGACCUGUGAGUAUGCAGCUCCGUGCUAUCCUAUCGAGAUUCCGGAAGGCGAUCCUAGGGUGCGCAACAGAAGGUGUAUUGAUUUUGUGCGAUCGAGUGCAGUUUGCGGAUCGGGAAUGACGUCGAUCUUCUUCGGAACGGUACAACCAAGAGAGCAGAUCAAUCAGCUGACGGCGUACAUCGACGGUUCACAGGUCUAUGGGUAUUCGGAGAGUUUUGCAAGGGAUUUGCGAAAUCUGACCACGGAUGAUGGAUUACUGAGGACAGGACCGCAUUUCCCGAAUCAGAAGUCGUUGCUGCCAUUUGCGGCACCUACCGAUGGGAUGGACUGCAGGAGAAAUUUGGAGGAGAGCACGGUGAACUGUUUUACUGCUGGAGAUAUCAGAGUGAAUGAGCAGCUAGGUCUGCUGUCAAUGCAUAUCAUUUGGUUCAGGGAGCACAACAGGAUUGCGCAGGAGUUCAAAAGGAUCAACCCACACUGGGACGGAGAUAAGAUUUAUUUCGAAACCAGGAAGGUGGUCGGAGCGAUGAUUCAACAUAUCACAUACCAGCAUUGGUUACCGGAGAUUAUUGGCGAUCGAGGAAUGGCUUUAAUGGGUGAAUAUCGGGGUUACGAUUCGUCGAUUAAUCCGUCAAUUUCGAACGAGUUUGCGACGGCGGCUUUGAGAUUUGGUCACUCGUUGAUCAAUCCGAUUUUGCACAGGUUGAAUGAGUCAUUUGAGCCGAUCGAACAGGGUAACAUUCCGUUGCAUAAGGCUUUCUUUGCUCCGUGGCGAAUCGUUUAUGAAGGAGGAGUUGAUCCACUGUUGCGAGGACUGAUAUCGGUUCCGGCAAAGCUGAAGAAGCCAAAUCAGAACUUAAACACGGAUUUGACGGAGAAGUUAUUUGAAGCAGCUCAUGCCGUCGCGUUGGAUCUGGCAGCUAUCAAUAUUCAGAGAUCGAGAGAUCAUGCCUUGCCGGGGUACAACGACUACAGGAGGUAUUGCAACUUAAAGGUGGCGGUUAGUUUUGAUGAUCUGAAGCAGGAAAUAACCAGUGAGGAGAGCCGGAACAAGAUGAAGGAGAACUACGGUCAUCCGGACAAUGUGGAUCUCUGGGUUGGUGGAAUAUUGGAAGAUCAGCUGCCUGGGGCGAAGGUUGGGCCAUUGUUCAUGUGUUUGCUGGUGGAGCAGUUCAAGAAACUACGCGAUGGGGACCGAUUCUGGUACGAUAAUGACCAUUUCAAGCCAGAGCAGCUGGCGCAGAUCAAAAAGGCUUCGCUCGGACGAGUACUCUGUGACAACGGAGACAACAUUACUCGAGUAACCGAUAAUGUGUUUGUAUUACCGAGCAAACAGGGUGGUUACAAGUUCUGUGACGAGAUUCCUCAGUUGGACUUUGAGCACUGGAUCGACUGUAGUGAAUGUUCACGACAUCACAAGCGGUACGAUUCGUUGCCUAGGCAGCGAAGAUCUAUCAGAGCAAAACGGGAAAUCGAGAGCAAGUUGGCCAAGCAGCCUGAACCGGACAAUCACUUGGAGGAAGAUUCCUUCAUAGACGACGAUAUGAAUGAGGAGCGUAUCGAAGGACUGGAAUCACUUAUUGAAACGUUCCAGAAAUCGAUGAAGCAGAUGCGAAGGAAGAUUCGACGAUUGGAGCAGCAGUGUUCGGCGGCAGCAGCUACAUCAAACGGCAGCACUAGCCCGGUUAAGGGGAAACCGCAUGGCCACUGCGUAGACAACAAAGGAAUCAAACGGCUGAACAACGAGAUCUGGAUGCGGGACGACUGCACCAAGUGCGAGUGCGAGCAUCACCAGAUCAGCUGUGAAACGGAGAAAUGCGCCGAGUUGAUCUGCGAAAACGGGUUGGUACUGAUGAAGGAAGACGGCAAGUGCUGUCCGACGUGUUCCGUAGAUGACAGUGGACUAGCAGUAACCUCGAAGGAUUCGCCAUGAAUUUAGUAGCUUACGAACGAAAAGUGAUGAUGAUUAUACAAAACAGGUAGCGUUUUAGAUUUCAAGUUAGACGUUGAUAUAUAGCGUUUCGUGGAGAAUCCACUACUCACUGGUAGUUUCUAAGCUACAUGCGUUCUUUCGGAAAACUUACUUUCUAACCAAACAUCGUGCCAAAUGAUGUCAAUAUGAAGGAAUUAAAAAAAAAAAGUAUUAGGUUUGCUGGAUGGCUUUACUUUACCCUCACAUAUUUUCUAUAUCGGAUACUCACACUUACACAGUAACAAGUAGCAUUUUCUGAGCCAAACUAAGAUAGCAUCGUUGUUUCUAUUCACCGUAUUAAAUUAUUGAAAAAGAUUUGCAUUUGAAAAGAAUCGCGAUGAAGAAUUCAACGAUCCAAUUUGUUUCAUUUUAUAUAAUUCUCAGUCCUGGAGAAAUGUAAGAAACGGAUCGGAUCUACUGCAAAGGUAGAAACAAUUUUAGGUUUAAAUCCAACUGAAGCAAAUUGAUACAUGGACAUUGUCAAAAUAUUCCAUUUCUUAUUUUUAACACGACUACCAACACCGUGGAUUAUGUAAAUACAAAAAUAGCGAAAAUAUACUUCGAAUUAUUAAACCAAAGUCUACAAUUGGAAAUUUUCUCCCCUUUUACGGUGUUCCAGAAGAAGUAAAAUCAAACAUUUUAGAAAUUAUAAAGAAUCAAAAUAUACAAGUCUCCUAUCAACCAACAAAGCAAAAACCAAGGAAUUAUUGUUCUCCUAAUCUCAGCAUUACACAACACAAAGGAAACAAAAAAAAAAACUACAUUAGCUCGUAAGUCGUGACACAACCAAUAAACUAAACCAGACACGAGACGUGGAAUUGUCAUCCUGAAGAAAAACCAACACUAUUCUAUUAUAUAGAUGAUAAGAAGCAUGAUGUAGUAAGUUUAACCAGUUUUACCAAGAAACCCGGUACUUCACAUUGAAAAAAAAAAACACAUUUAACAAAGCAAAACAAUUGAAUCAAUAAAAACAAUUACCACUUUUA